Messenger RNA from Helobdella robusta, 240 nucleotides. RefSeq lists its product as hypothetical. The record is from RefSeq and is a predicted model, not a curated record. The transcript is spliced from 3 exons. Gene Ontology annotation, cellular component: U6 snRNP; sno(s)RNA-containing ribonucleoprotein complex; P-body. Gene Ontology annotation, molecular function: RNA binding. Lineage: Eukaryota; Metazoa; Annelida; Clitellata; Rhynchobdellida; Glossiphoniidae. The coding region runs from base 1 to 240 and encodes 79 amino acids. Gene Ontology annotation, biological process: mRNA splicing, via spliceosome; maturation of SSU-rRNA.
AUGAGCAAGAAACAAACGCCAAGUGAAUUUCUCAAGCAAAUUAUUGGCAGACCAGUUGUGGUCAAGUUGAAUUCUGGGGUGGAUUACAGAGGUGUGCUUGCUUGUCUCGAUGGUUACAUGAACAUUGCUCUUGAACAAACAGAAGAGUAUGUCAGUGGACAAUUGAAGAAUAAAUAUGGCGACGCUUUCAUUAGAGGAAAUAACGUCCUUUAUAUCAGUACCCAGAAGAGACGUAUUUAG